UUAAGCUUAGCCGUAAAGCUUUAUGCUGCCAUACGGUGUUUUAGCGCUUGUCUGGAAGUAUGGUCUAUUUUUUUCUCAUUUUACCGAAUAUGGACGAGGUUCGAUUCUCGGCCAUGUCCUCGAUUUUUUUUUACAUUUACUAUCAUCACUUUUUAUGGCGUUAUCAUUUUUUAUUGUCGCCUUUACGCAGUAACUAUAUUGCAGCGCAUAGCCAGGAUUUGCCCACGGGGUGUGCCAUGUAUGUAGUCUUGACGUUAACAUGGCAACGCAUACCACAGGGUUACCCAUAAGAAAAAUUUUGAAUUGAUAUGGAAGCAUCCGUCGUUUGUUUUGCAACAGCGGACGCCAUCUUGAAAAAGCUUGACCAAUCAGCAUGCAGAAUUCUCAAAACCUUGAACAAAUGUUUUUGUAGCGUGACAAGUUGUAGCGCGGGGUGAAAAACGAGCAACAUAGAUGUACCGGACAUGAUUGGCGACAAGUUGGAGAUUUUGACUCUAGUAUUUACCCGCCCAUUGAAAAAAGUCUAGGUUUGGAAUGUUGUCGCCUGCUUGUAGUCUAAAAGCACCUACAGUCUUUGAAGAUUUUUUUAUCAAUUGUUGUCCAUAUGAUGCAGCAAAUUUUGCAUUCUUAAAAAAUACUUUUUGUGGAAAGGAUAUCACUUUAUUAAAGCAAAUAUGUUAUAAGCGUUUUCAAAUACCUGUUAAGCCCGGUUUCGACAGGAUUUAGCAAGCAUAAACCCUUUUUUCUAAGGGCAAAUGAUGAAAUAAUCGAAAAUGUAGCAAUCGUUAUAUGAAAUAUUACCUCUUUCUAUUUUCAUGUCGAUUGCUUUGGCCAUUCAAAAAGUGCUAAUGGUUCCUAUAUGCUAAAAUUUUACUACACAUCAUUACAGCACAAUACAAGGAGCAAGAACAAAGGCUUCUAAGUACAUUCACGCAAAACACAUGCUACCAUUACCAGACAUGAACAUGUUGCAUAGUUAGCUAAAGGGGCGCUCCGAAGCCUUCUUUAUGAUGUAAGAAACUCAAGGCUCUGGCUUUCAUCACAACUACGUUUUACCAGAAUGUUGCUUCUUCCUAUGUUUUACUUGAUGCUUGGGCUUCUAUCUGGUCUUAUUAUCAUGCUGUUGUUUUGUGAAUUUUCAUGCAGCCGAGAAUCGGUUGGAGCAGAAAGCGAGGAAGAUUUGGAUGUCAACAAGAAUAUUCAAAGCGAAGAACAAGAUACUGACGACAAUGGUUCGCAAAUGAAACCUAUGACACUUAUACGAGAAAGUAAACGGUCGCUUGUCAAACUUUUGAGUAGAAAAGAGUCAGCAACUGCUAUUUGAAGAUGGUUCGAGGUUGCUUCCGUGGUACCAUUCUACGAGUAUAGGUAGCCCUCAACUCGCCACUCGAACUUCGCGCGGUCACCUUCGGUAACUUCGACCUUGGUCAACUUUUCCUUGAACUCUGGUCUUGUUGCGUCUAUGAUGUUCAGAUGUAGACUGGUUCUACCGAGGUCCGGACUUGACACUUGUAGGGUCCCGUAUCUUUGGCCCAAAAGUUUCCUUGAGUUUAAAAGCCUCAGAAGAAACGACUUAUUUGUACGCCAAGAUCUCUUUGGAAAAACAAGUAGAAAAUCAACGAUACAUAAGAGGGUAGUCAAUCCAUUUUACAAAAGGCGAUGGUUAUGUUAGAUUUUCCAGGUGCAAAUGGAGAAGGGGAAGACAUAAGCAGUGGUUGUGCCGUUGCAUCUUGUUUACAGAAAAAAAUGGCAAAUCACUCUCCAGACAUAAACGAAUUUCGUAUUUUAUGUCACGAUCAAAAUAAAUAAACAAAGGUAUAAGUCUAUAGAAUCUUGCCGUAAACAGUCAUGCUUGUAUAACUUUUGAUAACAGCCUAUCAGCUUAACAAACAAUGGUUCACUUGUUUAACCAACACGCAGAAAUUUCGAUCCAGGCAGUUAACUGAGUUUUACUUCUAACUGCAAAAAGAUCAAAUCUGCCUUUUAAAAUAUAAUGUAUGUAUAUGCCAAAAAGCCGAAAUGAUUUAAACUUAUGCGCGAAAAAUGUAAGCUAUUAUGCCAUCUGAUCCUGAUAACGAAAAGCCGUCAGCCUUUAUAUUACCAUUACCCAGGAGAUAAAGCCAUAACUGGGCAAAUCCAGAUAUGCAAAUCACGGAGUAAUAGAAUAUGCUAUUGAUUCUGAAAAAAAAUGUGCCUAAAAUUAUAAAUCUUAUUACGCAAUUCAAGCUAGAUCAUGUCUGCCUUUUUAAUUCGUUAAUUAUCCCAACUGUUCUUGGGUUCCCAUGAGCAUUUUGGGCGCGUUGCUUACUUAGCCAUCGACCGCUAAAUUUCGUGUUUUCUUAUCAAAGAAUCGCAAAAUCUUAGACACUUUGCAUAUGAUAUCUCUUUGCGAUAUAUGCGCACACCACCCCCUAACCUGUUUAUUGUCUCUUCUAAUUGUGUACUGUCAAUCAUGUCACGCAAGCUGCAAAACUGUCGUCACACAACAAAUGCACACAUAAACACAUGGACCAUGAAAUCGAGAUGAACCACCAUGUCACAACAUAACGCUGCCAUCAGAAGAUGACAAUGAUACCGAGUUCGUAGAACACCGAGACACUCUUCUACCAACAAAAACUAGCAAGACCAGACGACACAGAGAGACAACAAGAUAAUCACGUUCAACGGUAGAUGUGCCAUGUGCUAGUCACGUGCUUUAGAAGACACAACGCGUGCUAGUUACGUGCUACGGAAGACACAACACAUGCUAGUCACGUGCUACAGAAGACAACACGUAAUAGUCACGUGCUACAUAAGACAUAAGACAUAACACGUGAUAUAGAAGACAACACGUGAUACGGGAGAUGUGCCACGUGCUACAGAAGACGCAACACGUGCUACGGAAGACGCAACACGUGCUACGGAGGAUGCGUCAAGUGCCAGUCGCAUGUUUUGGAAGAUGCGCCACGUGCUGUGGGAGAUUGGCUAAGAAGUUUGUGUGGCUAAUUGCCGCCUCAACUGUGUUCCUACUAUGUGUCCAGAUAAUCGUAUUCCUUUCUUUUUCACCUGAAGAUGAAGAUGUGCUGUACACCUUGAGACCAUUACACCUACCCAGAAGACGAAACAAACCGUCGGACACAUUUCUCGUCCAUUCGCGCUACACAGGCGACAUCCCGAGAUCUGACUUAAUCAAGUUUGUGGUAGUGUUAUCGCAAGGUCUUUCACAAAGUCAGCAAAGACUAGGGCUUCAUUUCUUUGAAAAGACGGAUUUAAAGAGUAUUCAGUAUCUGAAAAAGAUAUUGGAAACGACCCCUGGGCUAGACGGCGCGUCCUGUCUCUCGUACUCAUUACAAGAAUUGUUUUCUGAGAAACCGGACUCCUCGCAAAUGCAGGCAGGUGAGGGGGAGACAAAGCGGAGGCUCGAAAGUGCAGUUAGUAAAUCCUGGUGUCGAUUUAAAAGACGAGGCUGGAGUUUGAUUAUUCGCAAUACUGGACCAAUCGAGUCAAUAAGCGUGAGGAAUGUUCCUGGUAGUGAUCUGAUCGAGCAUGCAGUGGCAGCACAAAGGUGUAAUAUCGUCGAGGGGCCAUUUUUAAUGAAGAAAGAGAAGUUCUUGCAAUUGAAGGGAUGGCGCUCAAACUUUGGCAGAGCCGCAGUGUUAGACUUUUUCCUCCGAUCAAAAGGCAAACUUAACAUUGCCAAAGUAACCGGAUGCUUCAUGAGCGAACAGCUUUACAUCGCAGACCGUGGAAUGAACGAGGGACUUGGGGACUUCCCGGAUUAUGCCGAACUUGGUUUGGUCCAUGGAGUCCUUAGAAUUAUUCAGGAGAAUCGAGUGGAAUGGACUGUUUGCGCCGCGCAUGGCGAGCUAUGCAAGGAGCAGCCGUACACCCCGUCCCAGGACUUCCCGGUCGUUGCCAUGCCAAUAUGCUGUAGCUCCAUGCUAGCGAUCAUGCUUAGGGACAUUGUGAAGGGACUAAAUGCCAUAGGGCUUGAAUACAGGGUGGUAUUUGGUACCCUCCUUGGGGCGGUCCGGAGCGGGGCAAUCAUUCCCUGGACCCACGACCUUGACCUUGCCAUUCGCAAACGCGACUAUGACAACAAGACGAUCUUUGUGACUUUACAAAGACAUUUCAGAGGGAGAUACUAUAUCGGGUUUCACGCGCAUAUGAGACGAGCAAUCGCCUUAUACCCGCCUUACGCGACCUUUAACCGCUCAUUAUUUUAUGGCCCUGAGGACCUUGAGGGAGAGAAGUUUUUUAGUGCGAAUGUAAUGGGUGCAGUAAGGAAACUGAAGCUGGAUACGGACUGGCGAGCGAGAGGCUAUAUGGACUUUAAUCUUGGCCCCGAGGUAUGGUGGAAAAACGCGUCUAAGGUGACGAUCAACGGGCGCGAGUACGUGACGGUAAAGGACGCGGAAACCGAGCUAAGGGAUUGGUACGGGGAAAGCUGGCGUCAGCCGGUACAUCCGGGUAACACGUGGAGAGGACUAUCAGAUAAAGGCGCCGCAUGACUUGGUCACGUGGCUAGUCACAUGGGUAAUACGUGGAGGGGAUUAUCAGAUAAAGGCGCCGCAUGACUUGGUCACGUGGCUAGUCACAUGGGUAAUACGUGGAGGGGAUUAUCAGAUAAAAGCGCCGCAUGGCUUGGUCACGUGACUCGUCUCACAUGGGCAACACGUGGAGGGGACUAUCAGAUAAUGGCGCCGUAUGACUACGCCGACACCUGGAUAUUGAAAUGACCAGUUAACUACCCGUACUGCCCGCGUAGCAUGCUAAAGUAAUUAAUUGAUCAUAAAAUUAGAUGAAUGUAAACCAGAAAAUUAAAUUCCUGGCAGUCCUAGAGAGUAUUUGAAAAUAACUAUUUCUUGAUAACGUGGUUAUUUUUAUUGUCAUGAUUGACAUGACCAUGCUCCACCAUGCUCCUCAACGAGAGCACGUCAUAGUCGUAGCAGGCCUCGAAUUAUUGGAGGGGCACGAUAACAAAAAGAAAACAAUGGGGGCACAGUCACGCCCCUACUGGCCAAUUCCUUUUAAUUUUUCAAAACAAUCGGGGCACAGUCACGCCCCUACUGGCCAGUUCCUUUUAAUUUUUGAAAACAAUGGGGGCAAAGCCACGCCCCUACUGGCCAGUUCCUUUUAAUUUUUUGAAAAUAAUGGGGGGAGGGGCCACGUGCUCCCAGUGCUACGGCGAUGCAUGUACUGGUAUACUCGCUCUCACGUGACCAGUUAGAUAAAGCACGUGGAAAGUUCACACCAGCUCAUGGAUUUUGCCACGUGAUCCUUGCGCUCGUCAUAUGGCUGGCAUAUGAUUGGUAUAACUAGAAAGACUUACAGAUAAGCUGUAAAAAAAAUAAAUGGCCUGUGAAGGCGUGGUGUAGACAAGCUAGGAAUCAACAGCAACGCGAGCAAGAAACUGUCUUUUUGCUCCGACGAAGGGCUAACGCCCGAAACGUCAGCUCAACUACUCUGUUCCACAGGGGCGUUCAACAUACUUUUUUAAUGAUGUGUUGAUUUAUAGCUUGGCACUGCUUCCUUUCACAUGAUCACACGUCAUAACGCGGGCACAUGGUUGGCUGCGUCCUUCCACAUAGUCACGUGAUUGCUAACGCCCAUAGCUUCCAAGACCGGCUCUAUUCUUCCAUCAAACAAACCAAAGACACCACCUAUGAGAGCAGAAAUCCGAAUUGGAAUGAUGACAUACACACGUCAAGGGCAAUGCACAUUUGUCUGUUUAGCCUUUAGAUUGGUACAUUUUUGGAACAAUUCGAGUCAGUCUUCGUGAUUUCCUUAAAAAGCCCUAGACGGCCACACCUCUCUUUUUGUUUACGUUCAGUGUUAGGAAGACAAGAUACUAAAGAAUCCAAAUAAUCAUCUAAAAUUAACCAAUAAAGUAUAAAAUAAGCAUUACACUUUAUUUACUAAAUC
This is a messenger RNA of Nematostella vectensis (starlet sea anemone), 5904 nucleotides long. RefSeq lists its product as uncharacterized. The record is from RefSeq and is a predicted model, not a curated record. The coding region runs from base 2844 to 4490 and encodes 548 amino acids. Lineage: Eukaryota; Metazoa; Cnidaria; Anthozoa; Actiniaria; Edwardsiidae. The transcript is spliced from 2 exons.